This is a messenger RNA of Menidia menidia (Atlantic silverside), 2222 nucleotides long. Lineage: Eukaryota; Metazoa; Chordata; Actinopteri; Atheriniformes; Atherinopsidae. The record is from the annotation of a GenBank genome assembly.
UUUAAGACGACAAAAAAGGGUUGCCCUGCGCGUCCACACAACAGAUGGAGCUGUGUUCCCCUCUGGUUGGAGUCAGAGACAGCUGUGAGUCAGCCCACAGGAAUGAGGAAGUGUCCUCAUCCCCUCAAUACGGACGCGAGCAGGAGCCGAAAUGUCAACAUCUGCCUCGCGAUCCGAAACGGCAGCUGCGCAGGGCUUCUCGGAAACUCGGAGGUGGAAACGAGGCGUUGACACACAGGACGGCGCAAGUGGCGAAACUGCAAAAGGAUGAGCUGCGGGUUCUGAUCAAGUUGAGGCUGGUGGUGCUGGGCCCGGCCGGGGCAGAAGGCCCAGAGGCAGCGUGCUCCAUCCUGGGCCUGCAAGUCAAGGCUCAGGGCGAAGAUGAACCCACGGAGUGCAGUAAACACACAGGGGAGGCUGCUGGCAGGCCGGUGGUGGUGGUCUGGAGCCCGGCCUGGUUCAGCUCUACCUGCAGCUCAGAGGAGAGGAAGAAGCACCUAUCCUCCCUCAUCGCCUUGUCCAGCCCGGGGCCGCACGCCAUCCUGCUCUGCGUCCCCGUGAACCGGCCGGCCGACGGCGAGGCCAGGGCUCUGGACGCCCUGGAGCAGCUCCUGGGCGCCGCGGCCGUCCGCCAGAACGCCGCGGUGCUCUUCACCGGCACCGAGGAGCUGGAGGAGGACGAGCCCCUGGACGAGUACCUGGCCACCUGGCGCAAGGACCUCCUGGAGCUGGUGGGGAGGUGCGGUCAGCGCUACCACGCCCAGGGCGGAGCCGGGGGGCCGGAGGAGCUGAUGGAGAAGGUGGAGCGGGCGCUGGUUGAGAGUGGCGGUCACCACAUCAGCUGCCCCCUGUACCGGGAGGCCGAGGAGAGGCUGGGGAACAGGCAGCGGGAGAUCGCGAUGGAGCGGAGGGGCGAGGACCCGGGCGACGGCGAGCUGACGGAGGAGGAGGUGGAGGCCGCCCGGGGGGAGGCAGAGAGGGGCCUGUGGGAUUUCCACGUGGACGUGGAAAGCAUUUUCCCCCCCGCCGUUACCGAGCCUUCCCCCCCGGGGCUGUGGGAGACGCUGAGGGCCUGGGUCGAGUGGCUGUCCUCCAUGGUGAGGAGGGAGGCCCUGCUGGGGGCCCUGGUGGGGCUGUUCGUGGGGGGGCCGUACGGGGGCAUGCUGGGGGCCACCGUGGGCUCCGUCGCCACCGAAGUACGCAGGAGGAAAACCGAGAAGAACAAAUGAGAAAUGAAAAAUACAUGAGAAGUCGCACCUUUACGCCCUUUAUCUCUGCCUUACUGAGCACCGCUGAAACACCCGUUGCCGUCGGUAACCCCCAGUUUGCAUAGUCUCAUUUGCAUAAUUUAACAUGGAACUCUUAGGUAAUUUAUUGUCCAUAUAAGCAGCAAUUUUUUUCUCUUUUUCUUUUUCUUUACUGUUUGUUCAAAGUGAGACAGAGAGCCCGCUCAGACUAAACUUUGUGCCGAGCUCGGCAAAGCGGUUUCCUUUUGAGUCAUUUAGCCAUCACCCAAACGCUGCUCCAGUCCAAAUCCAGAACAUAACAACCCAAUUACGCAUCACCCUUAAUUUCAUGCAUGCUGAUUUAUAUCCAAGCUUUUGUAUAGUAGGUAGGAGAGAGCAUUUUUCAAAUGAGAAUUUCUACGGAAUAAAACCAAAGGAAUAUUAAAGCAAAUACAAAGAUGGGAAAGAAAAUCUAAGGGGGGAAAUAGAAUGAGAAUGAUUCAUCACAACCCAAGAUUCCAGUUUUUGAGUAAACAUAUGUGAAAUAUAGGAAAAUAACCCCAACUCUAGCGACAGUGAGCCAAAGAUGGAUGAAUCCAAUUUAUUUUUGUGGGGUAAAUCUUAUAGCUCACACAAUUACCCCUUAAAAUGCACACCAAAUAGACACAAAACAGAUUAACCCAGCCUGUGUGUGUGGGUACCUUCACCAUUUUAAGUCAACAAAUGCUUCCUCCCCCUCUGUGUAAACUACUGAAAUGACUCCAUGUGCUCUCCCAGAGCUAAACCUGCUGAAGAAUACCAGACAAGCACUCAAACCCGCCCUGCGGAUUUCAGCUGCUACUUUACAGUAAAGUGAGAAGAAAUAAUGAAAUAAUCAGGGCGAACCGCACCAGGGUCUCCUUUCCAGUUUCUCAAGAUGCAACACCUAGGAUUGUCCACAAGGGGGAGACACCGACCUCUGUACGAAGAGCUGGGGGAGUGUGUGUGUGUGUGUGU